CUCCCUGAAAAAAAUACAAUAAAAUAAUAAGAUGUUCUCUUAUUGUAUCUAAUGCCAAGGAGAAACAAACAGAACAUUUUUAUCAAGCACGGAUAACGGAAAUCUGAAGUCACUGUCCUUGAGCAAAACAAUGAACACAACAGCAAAGGGAAUUUUAUGGUCAAUCCAAAGCUAUUUUUGCUUCCCUUUUUAUCUUCUUCCAUGUAACGUUUUUGAGAUUGAGAUAUGAUUUCAAAUAGUCCCAAAUUUCAAGACAAAGUAAACAGAGUUGAAAAUAAAUUUACUUUCCAUGUUUAUGCAUUUCUUACCGCAUGCCUGCAUCCCUAGUUUUUAUAGAAAAAAGGAUUUCUGUGAGUUUGUCAUAGAGUGGCUUGCAAAGUUAUUCACACCGUUUUAACUUUUUCACAAUUUGCCAAGAUACAAUCACAAACUUUAAUGUAUUUUACGGAAUCUAAUGUGAUAGAUUCUUAACACAAAUGGUGCAUAACUGCGUAGUGAAAAUAAAAUAAAACAUUAUUUUCAAAUUGUUUUGAAAAAUAAAACCUUGGGAAGUUCAGUAAGCAUUUGUACUCAGCUUCCUUUACUCUGAUUACCCUAAAUAAAAUCCAAUGUGACCAACUGCCUUCAAAGCAUAAUACCACUCCAGCAGGUUAAUCUUAACGUAAAUCCAGCUAUUUUUGAAGGUAUUAGAGGUUGGAAUUAUUUAUAUUAUAUUUGUGAGCAAAUACCAUCAUGAAGAUCAAGGUUUCAAACCAAACAGGUCAGGGAUAAAGCAAUGAAGGAGUAUAAAUCAGGUAUAGGUAGGCAAUGAAACAACACACUAAGCUUUCAGCAUCUCAAGGGGCACUAUUUGAUCCAUUAUAAAACAGAGACUGUGUGGGGCAACUGUACAUCACCAAAACAUGGCCAUCCACCUUAAGACAUUGCAAGGUGAAUUUUAAAAAAGCAGACAGGAAGAGAGAGAUACAACAAACAUGUGAAAAAAGUUUCUCUGCUCUAAUGAGACCAUAGGUUAAGUUUUGGCAUAAAACUACCACUGCACUUCACUCUGGACCACCAUCCUCUGUGAAAUAUGCUGAUGGCAGCAUUAUACCGUGUGGAUACUUUUCUUUAGUGGGGAUGUUGACAAGAGUUGUUAGAAAGAUUGAUGGAGCCAUUGAAGUUCAGUCGCCUGAUGUAUAAACAUUGCUGACUUUUUUCGACUUUUCCUUUACACAGCUUGUGUUGUUUUACCACUGAAAAUCCCAUUAAAAGCACUCUUGAGUUAGUGAUUAACGUUAGUAAAUGUAAAAUAGUAAGCAAAAAAGUUCAAGAUGCUAUUAUCACAAGGAUUUUGAACCGGUUACACAAGAAUGGCUAAACAUAAUUUCCACUUAAGUGGAUGUAAAAAGUCAUUGCCUGUGGAUAUUCUUGGUAAAGUCCACUGCUUAACAGAGUUAUCAAACCAUGAAGAUGCACUAAAGAGUUUGUUCUUUGGCUGUUUGUAAAACAUUAAUAUGCGUUUCUGAAACUCUAAAGGCGGUUACAGCUGACGCCCAAGAAAAAAACAGAAAAACAGGUGGGACAGAAAGAUUUGCUUUCAGCUCUGACCUCUCAUGUCCGUGUCACUUCCGUGUUCCGCUCACCUGUUACACCUGUGUCACAGCGCUGGUCCUCAUAGGUACGAGUCUCACAGCUCCGCCGGUGCGCACCUGUUCUCCUAUUGUGCCAUGACUGAGGGAUUUACCGAAUGUGACUUAACAUGCUCGUCUCCUACUACAUCUGUGGAGACCUUAAAUGCCGUGGCAUGCCUGAAAAUUGAUCCCGAGCAGCCCAUUUUCUCUGUGCUGACCGGCGGUAUGAAGGAGCAGCAGCCGAAGCAGGAGGAGGCGGACAUUGCCGUGCCCCAUCAGAGCACCUGCGGCGGGGGAGCUACCUCACCGACGUCCGCCGCCUCUGACACCGAGUCCGGCAUCUUCUCCGUGGAAAGCGAGGUCUGCGCGGAGCACGACUCCGAGCUGGACUGGUUCUGCGCCACGGAGCAGAAACUCAUCUGUUCCCGCUGCGCCAACUCGGGCCCCUGUCGGGAACACAGCGUGGCCCCGCUGGCCCGCAGAGUCGGCGUGGUCAGGAACCAGCUGGUGGAUGUGUGUGAAAAAAUCCAGCUGCAGGCCCUGGGGAUAGAGAAGUUCAUCCAGCAAACACUGGCGGCCAAAGAGCAAAAGCUGCAGGCGUCGGCUAGCAGGGCGAGGGAGCAGGUGCUCGCGCAGGUCGCCGCCGCCCGCGAGGCCCUGGAGGAGGAGGAGCAGCGCCUCCUGGAGCAGGUGCAGAGGGAGGAGGAGCGGGUGGAGCAGUGCCUCCUCACUCAGAGAGCUCACUGGAACCACGCUCUGACGAGUCUGUCGCAAACACGCUCCCGCUUGGUGCACACGCUGACGCACGCUGGCGACGCACAGCUGGUGACCAGUGUCCAAGAAAUUGCUGAAAGGGUGGAGGAAGCUGAAGGAGUCGGGAAGCCCUGUGACACCGACCAGCUCAACUUGAACCCAGCCUGUAUCGACAGCAAGCUGCUGAGGGGCCUCUGGGCGACUGCUCUGCUGCUGGGGCCCAACGCUUAUGGAUCACCUCUGUUAAAGUUUGAUGAGCGCACAGUCAGCCCACUCCUCUCCCUCUCUGAAGACCUACGCACUUUGACUUUCCUCCAAAAGAAGCCCCGCCAGUCUCUCCCGUACGACCCGGCUCGCUUUGACUCCUGGCCCAAUGCUUUGGGAUCUCUGUCCAUGUCCUCUGGCACCCACAGCUGGAUAGUGGACGUCGGCAAAAGUGGCGCCUUUAAGAUCGGGGUCUGCUACUCCUCUCUGGAGCGCAAAGGUUCUGAGAACGAGGCUCGGCUAGGCUACAACAGUAAGUCGUGGGUGCUGUCCCGCUAUGAUGGCGACUAUUCCUACUGCCACGCAGGGAAGAAGGUUCCCCUGCAGGUGGUGACGAGGCCCCAGCGGAUCGGCCUGCUGCUGGACUGGCUGAGCCAGACGCUGCUGUUUUACGAGCCCGACUCUGGUUCUGUGCUGCACUCUGUCACUCAGCCCUUCAACGCGCCGCUGCUUCCGGCGUUUGCUGUGACUGACCGCAGCAUCACCAUACUGCACUGAAAGACCACAUGAGUGCACAAAUGUUGAAAAGCAGAAGGGAGAGACAUUUCUGUAUCAUAGAAAUAUGAUGUGCAGGUGAACAGGAGCUCUGUGCAAUAAUGAAAACUUCCAACUGCAUCAGUUUUUUAUUUAUUCAAAUUUUUUUUCUAAUUACUUUUGUAUUAUUUUUAAUCAUUUUUUAUGCUUAUUAUUUUUAUAUGUUGAUUAUAUUACAUUGUUGUACUGUUGUAAUUAUCCAUUAGGAAAUUAUUUUGACUGAAAAUUAUUGUUUUUUUAAUAGAAAGAUUGUCUUUGUAAUAAGAAAACAGAAUAGAUUUUUAUUUUGUAUUAUGUAACGCUUUUAAACGUUAUAGAUAACAACAAUAAGACUGGUUGAUCCAGACUUUUAAAAUCACAGAGCUUGAACACUUGACUACUAAUUUAAUCCUGUUUACCUUAUGAUUAGUAAAGUGAUUAUUGCUGUUUCA
Molecule: messenger RNA, 3595 nt
Organism: Xiphophorus maculatus (southern platyfish)
Lineage: Eukaryota; Metazoa; Chordata; Actinopteri; Cyprinodontiformes; Poeciliidae
Gene: bspry
Product: B-box and SPRY domain containing
Exons: 6
Coding region: 1596-3128 (510 amino acids)
Molecular function (GO): zinc ion binding; protein binding
Source: RefSeq, a predicted model, not a curated record